AUGUCAGAUCAGGAGCCAUCAGUAGAGGCAAAAUCUUCACCGCAUCAAAAACCAGAACAAGAGCAUGAGGAAGAACAAGAGCUAGAACAAGGGUCGGAGCAGGAUUCGCAGGGGUACGAUCACGAAGACGAAGAAGAAAUAGAGAUACCCGUUACGAGAGAUACCCUCACAUUCAACCAGACCGUCAAGGGAAUACUGGAAUUCAUCGAAGUAGCGAUACACUGUAUCCUCUACGUCCGCCAGAUCUACCCCGCAGACCUCUUCAUCCGGCGCAAGAAAUUCGACACGGCUGUCUACCAGUCCCGGCAUCCAGCACUCAACGAGUACAUCUCGGGCGCAGUGAAAGCCGUCGGCGAAGAGCUCAUCCUAGGCAACGUCGACAAGGUCGUGGUAGUGAUCAAAGAUAAAGAAGAAGUUGCGCUCGAGCGGUUCAUCUUCACCAUACAGAACAUGAUCGACGUCGAGGCGUACAACAAGGAUACAGCUGUUGUGGGUGCACUGGAGGCCUCUUCAUUGGGACAGUACUUUCGAUCAUUCCUCGUGAAGCUCAAUAUGAUCGAGGCGCAGUUGGGCGAGAUGCCGCAUGGCGAUUCAAGGUCGUUCGCAAUUGUGUUAGAGUUGCAGGACAAUAUUGCACCGAGCGUCAAUGCGGCGAAGGAAACGCCUCCACCGUGGAUACCUGCUGUUACACAACACACAACCGACGGUGCUGCCGAUUCGGCCGAACUGCACAUGGUUCGCGCAGUAGACACCGGCGUAAUCAAUUUGGCACUCGCUGUACAAGAAUCAGAAGACAAGCUGAAGCGCAUCCGGGCGGAGCUACAGCCAAAGUCCCCACCACCUUCGAAAGGGAAAGGAAAGGAGCGUGCAGUCUAA
Peniophora sp. CBMAI 1063 is the source of this 876-nucleotide messenger RNA. The record is from the annotation of a GenBank genome assembly. NCBI's taxonomy places the organism in Eukaryota, Fungi, Basidiomycota, Agaricomycetes, Russulales, Peniophoraceae.